UUUCCUAAUAAUGAACAACUCUCUUAAAACUGGGUAAUACAAUUCUUUCGAUCACUGUCGGGUACGAAGCGAAGAUAACCACACUUUCACUGGUAUAUUUCUUCUGGUUUACUUUUGCUGCGAGACGACCUCAGUUUGUAUCGAAUCGACUUCAUAUGUGUAUCGAAUCGUCUUCGAUUUAUAUCGAAACGACUUUGUAUCGAAACGACGACCAUGAACCGUUGACCUCACCGUUUCAUUAAAAUUGAAGGUUGGCAAGAGUGAUCAGAGUUAAAGACAUCUUUCGUGAAAAACAACUUUUUUAACUUCCCGUGACUUUGACCGCAAGUUCGCAAUUAAAACUAAUUUCCUCACAUAAAAUGGCCAUGCAACUCAAUCCCUCAAAAAUGGAUUCUUUUGUUGAAAGCUGGUCUACGAAGAGUGCAGUACACAUCUACGAAUUCAAAAUACGUAGGAAACUGACGUCAUGGUGUCUGCCGAAUUUUUGCGGUAUUUUAGAGCUGGAUACUUCAAUGUCUCCCUCUGGCUGAGGUUAUUCUGUUGUUUCCUUGUGCUGCACAAGAAACUGCUUAACCCUCACAGUGCUUCCAUCUCUCAGUCCACGUAUUAUAAAAGGGCAAUGGCGAUAAGUUAAGGAGACUUUAGAAUAAGCUGCUGGGGAUAGCCUGCUGUGGGUUUGCAUCUCAUCUAGGGGGGAGUAGCAAAGCUCUUAAUACUGCUUCAUACCCGGAUGAAAACUAAGUCCCGCAGAGCAGACCGGUUGACCCGAAUGGGACUUGAGCUUUUUUUACUCAGCAGACAGAAACGCUCGUAACAAUGUUUCCCGUACUUUCAUUUUCCUCAAUUUUUGAUGUGAACUUUUCCUCUUUCUUGAUCCGCAGUACGUGGUAUAAAGAUAACACGCGUGCGAUGUCUAGGACCUUACAACGAUUCGUACACGUGUCCUGGGCUGUCCGACCCUCCUGAAAGGACACACUGUUGUUUAUGGGAUGGUCAGCCUGCCUGUUGUCUUCCAGGAGGUUCGUCAUGCAGCGGCAGUCAUGCUGAUAAGAGAAAUUAUUGCCCGGGCCCCAACUAUGGAGAGGAACGGACGCAAUGUUGUUUAUGGAAUAGCCAGCCUGCUUGUUGCCCGCAGGGAGGUUCCUCAUGCAGUGACAGUGCUAAUAUCCGAAAUUAUUGCCCUGGUCCCGCUGAUGACGGGAGUAAUCAAACCCACUGUUGUGUAUGGAACAGUAAACCUGCUUGUUGCCUCCCCGGAGGUUCUUCAUGCAACGACAGUGCUGAUAUCCGGAGUUAUUGCCCGGGACCUGACGAGGGGAAUGAUCAAACGCACUGUUGUGUAUGGGACAGUAACCCUGCUUGCUGCCUUCCAGGAGGUUCUUCAUGUAGCGACAAUGUUAAUAUCCGAAAUUAUUGCCCAGGCCCCAAAGAUGGGAAGAACGCUCGCUUCUGCUCAGAGAGUAAUGGCAAGGUAUUUUGCAGCAAUGCACCCUUUUGGAUCACAAUCGGAAUUGUGUUGAAGUUCGUUGCUGUU
This is a messenger RNA of Orbicella faveolata, 1534 nucleotides long. RefSeq lists its product as uncharacterized. NCBI's taxonomy places the organism in Eukaryota, Metazoa, Cnidaria, Anthozoa, Scleractinia, Merulinidae. The record is from RefSeq and is a predicted model, not a curated record.